AAAAAAAUUCAAACGCUCUUAAUUCCCAUUCCCAAUAAAGAGGAAAGCAAGACGCGUUUUGCAAAUCUAGUCUUGUGAAAUAACAGAAAUUGUUGUCUUUGUUUUUAGGAAAAUCUAAAUUGUUUGUUAGUUAUACGAAAAAGACUUUUAUCUAAAUAUGCCUGCAAUAACAGACUUAACAACAGGAUGCAUGGAGAUGAUUAUGACUGGCGGUGAUUGUGAAAAGCCGGUCCUUCAGAUUUUAGGAACCAAAAAGAUAUCUGGAGGUGAAAAUGAACGUUAUCGUCUUCUCGUAUCCGAUGGCAAAUACUUGAAUAGUUUCGCUAUGUUAGCCACACAGUUGAAUGAUUUAUACAAGGAGGGGAACCUUGUGGAGUACACUAUAAUUCGCGUUGACCGCUACAUUACUUCCAUGGUAAAUAAAUCGGAUAAAGUUGAUAAACGAGUUCUUAUUAUUCUGGAAUUAACUGUUAUGAAUCACGGAGCCGAAGUCGGUAAGAAGAUUGGAAAUCCCGUUCAAUUCACAGGCGAAGCAAGCAAACCUGCCGCAGCAUCCGCCCCCGCUGUGGCACCAAAAUUAGAAAAGGAAUCAACAUACGGAUCAAAAACAACCAAUGGCAACUCAUACAGCAGUUCAACAAGCAACACAAUCAACUAUAAUAAUAACACUUCAAUGAAUCAAUCAAUUAAUCCUUCGACGACUGCUCCUAUAUCAAGUUUAACGCCAUACCAAAAUAAAUGGGUUAUCAAAGCUCGAGUUACAGCGAAAUCUGGCAUUCGUACCUGGAACAAUGCUAAAGGUGAAGGAAAACUCUUCAGUAUGGAUUUAUUGGAUGAGUCUGGAGAAAUUCGUGCUACUGCAUUCAAGGAACAAUGCGAUAGAUAUUACGAUAUGCUUGAAGUCGACAAAGUCUAUUAUUUCUCAAAGUGUCAAUUGAAACCUGCAAAUAAGCAAUAUUCUACACUUAAAAAUGACUAUGAGAUGACUUUUACUGGCGAAACAUUGGUUCAGCCUUGCGAAGACGAAAGUGAUGGCAUUCCACAAGUUCAAUAUAAUUUGGUUCCUAUUUCACAGAUUGCUAGUAUAGAACCGAAAGCUGCCGUUGAUACUAUUGGUAUUUGUCGAGAUGUUGGUGAACUACAAACGUUUACUUCAAGGGCAAACAAGGAAUUCAAGAAGCGAGAACUAACUCUUGUGGAUUUAAGCAAUGCUGCGGUACAAUUGACGCUAUGGGGUGAUGAAGCAGAAAAAUUCGAAAGCGGAUCGCAACACGUUAUUUUAAUCAAAGGAGCCCGCGUUUCCGAAUUCGGUGGUGGAAAAAGUUUAAGCAUGGGAGCCGGUUCGGUUAUGAAAAUAAAUCCAGACAUUCCAGAGGGACACAGACUUCGUGGAUGGUUUGAUAAUGGUGGCGGUGCCAACAUUUCCAACAGUGUCUCUACUAGAACUGGUGGUGGUUCGUACAACACCGAUUGGAUAUCAUUCUAUGAAGCACGGACCAAAAAUCUUGGUACUGGAGAAAAGCCAGACUACUUCCAGUGCAAAGCUGUUGUAAGAUUGAUUCGAAGCGCAAAUUCGACCUACAAAGCAUGUCCGCAGCCGGAUUGUAAUAAGAAAGUAAUUGAUGAGAACAACGGUCAUUAUCGUUGUGAAAAGUGUAACGCUAUGUUCCCCAACUUCAAAUACAGACUUUUGGUCAAUAUGGAAAUUGGCGAUUGGACAUCAAGCCGCUGGGUGACAUGUUUCAGUGAUUUGGGCGAACAGUUGUUGGGUAAAACAUCUCAAGAAAUUGGCGAAGCUCUAGAAAAUGAUCCACAGGAAGCUGAACAGAUAUUUUCAUCAAUUAAUUUCCAUGAAUUUGUAUUCAAACUGAGAUCUAAAGUUGAAACUUAUGGUGAUACACCAAGAAAUAAAUUAACCGCAGUUGCUGCAACUCCGAUCAACUACAAAGAAUAUAACAAAUACUUGAUUAACAGCUUAAAAGAAUUAACCGGGAUUGGAAAGAAUCAAUAAUUUUUCUAUUUUGUUGCGUUAUGUUCUGUUUUUCUAUUUCUUUUUAUUAUACUUUUUAUGCGUAUUAUUUUUAAUGUUUAUUGUAAUCCCCCCAAAUAUGAAUUUAUAAAAUUAUUACAGUUAA
Eupeodes corollae is the source of this 2135-nucleotide messenger RNA. RefSeq names its product replication protein A 70 kDa DNA-binding subunit (gene RpA-70). Lineage: Eukaryota; Metazoa; Arthropoda; Insecta; Diptera; Syrphidae. Gene Ontology annotation, molecular function: DNA binding. Gene Ontology annotation, cellular component: nucleus. The coding region runs from base 158 to 2011 and encodes 617 amino acids. Gene Ontology annotation, biological process: DNA replication; DNA recombination; DNA repair. The transcript has 8 exons. The record is from RefSeq and is a predicted model, not a curated record.